GCAGGGACGGCCGAUUGUUUGCGCCUCACUCAACCCACGUUUCACCCACCGCCCGUACUACACUGUACAAGUGACGUACAUUGUACCCCACGAUGGCCUCUGGGUUAUGGAUCGAAGCGAUGCUCUUGGUGGCAAGACCUAUCGGGAAAACACGAACCCCCAAUUGCGAGCACAGAGUUGCGCCAAAAUUUUAUGGCUGUUACCCCAAGUACCCUUAAUCUCCGCGGUGCGGACGAUGACCUCGGUGAAAUAACAAAUAGAUUGUUGUCUAUCGAUGGAAGCAUCUCCUCUUUUGCAGCUAGUCUCGCCCUACUCCUCUAACUGACUUGGGGGUUGUCGUUUUCACUGUACCGUUUGCUAAUAACUAGCUCCUCGGACUCCAAUGCGCACCCCUCUGCCUCUGCUUCUGGCUCUAGCCGGCUUCCCGGCCGCCGUUUUGGCCGAGGAUACGACGCUCAUCGACGGUCAUCUUUCAGGACCUGUAGAAAAUGAACACUCGGGAGACUUAAACUUGGUUGAACGAUACCCCCUUCCCGAGCCGCAAUGCGGCAGCUGGGUGGGUGUCGAGGUGAUCUUUAUGGUUGAAGUCACUGAGGUCUGCCCGGAGGGGUCAACAGUGACCGAGACUUACACCCAAUGCGUGGAGACACUCACUCGUUCCAUUUGCGCAACGGCGAUGACAAACCGUCCCUGCUAUCCCUGCAUCAUGGGCACGCCACCGCCAUCCGACACGGCGACAGUCACAAUGACCUCCUGCGCAACCGCAACCGAGCAAACACUGACCGUAACGGUCCAACUCUGCAGCACAUGCACGACCGCAACCUACGUCGGCCCCAUCCCGGGCUACACCCCCGGCGGGCCCUGCCACGGGUGCACCCCAUACGGCAGCGGCAGCGACAGCGGCUUGUCGUCGUCAUGCUCAGAAGAGGGCGGCUCGGCCACGCCGGCCAUUACGACAACGACAACGUCAACCUCUACCAUUACCGUAAGCGUAUCGGGCUGUGUCGAGUCUGACGUGAGCUCUACUCGCAGUACGCCGCCUGGAAACCCGUCUGUCUCGUUGACGACGUCCCCGACGAACACCCCUUACCGGCCUACUACGGCGCCUCCGGCUGUUACGGCGGGCGGUGUUCGGAAUGGGGUUGUUGGCUUUGAAGCUCUGAUAGUGAGCUGGGUGAUGAUGUGUGCUUUCUUGGGGAUGUAGCCGUGGAUUUGGGUUUCUCGUUUAUUUCUUGCUUAUAAGGAGCCCCUUUCCUUCCUUCUUAUUCCCGAGUUUCGAGAGUCUCUUAUCGAGACUGCCCGUUUAUUCCUAUCUCCAUUCUUAAUGUCAUAUCAAACAGAAACGUCUCUGUGUAAGCGACAAUGC
This is a messenger RNA of Chaetomium fimeti, 1366 nucleotides long. RefSeq lists its product as uncharacterized. The record is from RefSeq and is a predicted model, not a curated record. The coding region runs from base 383 to 1204 and encodes 273 amino acids. The transcript has 4 exons. Lineage: Eukaryota; Fungi; Ascomycota; Sordariomycetes; Sordariales; Chaetomiaceae.